This is a messenger RNA of Acanthocheilonema viteae, 1800 nucleotides long. NCBI's taxonomy places the organism in Eukaryota, Metazoa, Nematoda, Chromadorea, Rhabditida, Onchocercidae. The record is from the annotation of a GenBank genome assembly.
AUGCAAGUUAGGAAAGGAUGCUGCUAUACGAUAUGGUUGUUAGGCGUUCUUCAACAUCUCCGGAAUGUUUGCAAUGGUGCUAUCCGACAAGCACAUCCAAUCGAGAUUACUAUCGAUUCCGGUUCCAUAAGAGGAGAAUAUUUGACAAUUGGUGCAAAUGAUUUUGCAGUUUUUAAAGGAAUUCCAUAUGCUGCGCCGCCUGUUGGCUCACUUCGUUUUCAGAUGCCUGAACCACCAGCAAAAUGGCGUGGUGUAAUGAAUGCUACUCAAUAUUCGGCCAUGUGCGCACAAAAACCUCGAACUCGUCAAACCGAUCCUAUCAAUAUUUAUCGAAUUCACAUUUCCGAAGAUUGUCUUUACCUCAAUGUAUUUGCUCCUCCUCAGUUUACUAAUGAUACAUACCCAGUGAUCGUUUACAUACAUGGUGGAGAAUUUCAAUCAGGUUCCGGUUCUGAUUUCUCGCAAGAAGCAAUUCUUAUCAAUUUUGUUUCACGUAAAAUUGUUUUUAUAACGAUAAAUUAUCGACUUGGUCCACUUGGUUUUAUAUCGACGGGAGAUGGAGUAAUACCAGGAAACAAUGGUCUUUGGGAUCAAAUUUUAGCUCUCAAAUGGGUCAAAUUAAAUGCUCGAGCAUUUGGUGGUGAUCCUGAAAAUGUACUGUUAAUGGGACAUGGUAGUGGUGCUGCCAGUGUUUCCCUUUUGGCGUUAUCACCUCGUGCAGAGGGUUUGUUUCAAAGAAUUACUUUGCUAAGUGGAACAGCCUUAUCACCAGGUGUUGUCCGUGAUACUGCCAUUAAUGCUACAUGGAUUCUUGAUCGAAAAUUACACUGCCGUUCUUUCAAUUCUAGCGAACUUUUGGAGUGCUUCAAAAAGCAACUUAAAGAUGAAAUUCUCGAUAUCUCUGCAAAUGGUAUCGGUGGUGUAUUGCCGGAAUCACCGGAAAUGCUUGCAACAUACAGGCGAAAAAUACCAAUGAUGAUUGGUACAACCAGAGAUGAAAGUUCACUAAAAAUUUUAAUUUUGAAUGAAAAAAAUCUAAAUAUGAAUGUGCUAACACAAACUGUAGCAGAAGAAAUGGCUGAAAAUUUAACGCUUUCAUAUUCCGGUUUUACAAAUCAUCGUUUAAUAAUGGAAGGUUGUAAGUAUGAAUAUAUUUGGUCGAAGAUCAAUCCAGCUAUGGAUCCAACAGUAUUAAACGAUGCCGUGCUAAAUAUGUAUUCGCAUUUUUGGUAUGAUGCGCCAGCUUCACGACUUGCGACACAUUAUGCGAAAGGCGGUGCACCUGUUUAUUUGUAUUCUCUUGAUCAUAUCAGUGAAAAUUUUGAUUAUGGCAGAGCCUUCCAUGGCUGUGAUGAAAUAUUCCUGUUUGAUGUUGAACCGAGAUUUCUUGUCAAGAGACGUGACCGAAAUUGGCAGUUGGAUCGGAGACUAACAGAAAUUUUUGCCGAACUCAUCAUUAAUUUUGCUCGAACAGGGAAUCCCACACCGAAAUCAUCUGGAUUUUCGUUUAACUGGACUGCAAUGAAAGUGGAUAAAUUAAAUUAUCUGUCAAUAACGGACAUUCCUGAAAUGAAUGUUGGCUUCCGAUGGCAAGGUCACGUUUUCUGGAAUUGGUAUGCACGUCAUUUAGAUGCUGUUGAUGUUGGAAAUUUGCAUCGUAUCGCCCAACUGGACAAACAACUUGGCGACUAUCAAUUAGCAACUUGGAUGCUUCUAUUUUGCGCCCUCUUUUUCUUUGCAAUAUUAGUUGGCUUAGCAUGCUAUUGCACUCGGAAAGAAGCUGACGAUGAAGAUUUAUAG